Messenger RNA from Rhopilema esculentum, 2763 nucleotides. RefSeq lists its product as uncharacterized. Lineage: Eukaryota; Metazoa; Cnidaria; Scyphozoa; Rhizostomeae; Rhizostomatidae. Gene Ontology annotation, molecular function: RNA binding. Gene Ontology annotation, biological process: RNA processing. Gene Ontology annotation, cellular component: nucleolus. The record is from RefSeq and is a predicted model, not a curated record.
AUGAGAAGAAGUGCAAGAAUAUCUGCAAGAAAAAGCAUAUUACUAGACCAAGAUGAGACUUUAUCGGAAGACUCUAUUGUGACCCCUUUAAAGAAACGGGGAGACCAAGAAAAGGAGACUUCUUUGUCAACUAAACAAGGACAUUCAAGCAGAAAAGUAGAAAGGAAUAUUAAAGAAGAGGGGUUGACAGAGGUAUUGUCAGACAAUGAAGAAGUUCUUAUUACUGGCAUAUUACUGGACCAAGAUGAAAAUGUAUUGAAAGGUGCUAUUGUGACCCCUUUGAAGAAAGGGGCAGACCAAGAAAAGGAGGCCUCUUUGUCAACUAAACAAGGACGUUCAAGCAGAAAAGUAAUAAGGAAUAUUAAAGAAGAGGGGUUGACAGAAGUAUUGUCAGACAAUGAAGAAGUUCUUAUUACUGGCAUAUUACUGGACCAAGAUGAAAAUGUAUCGAAAGGCGCUAUUGUGACCCCUUUGAAGAAAGGGACAGACCAAGAAAAGGAGACUUCUUCAUCAACUAAACAAGGACGUCCAAGGAGAAAAGUAGAAAGGAAUAUUAAAGAAGAGGGGUUGACAGAGGUAUUGUCAGACAAUGAAGAAGUUCUUAUUACUGGCAUAUUACUGGACCAAGAUGAAAAUGUGUCGAAAGGCGCUAUUGUGACCCCUUUGAAGAAAGGGGCAGACCAAGAAAAGAAGGCCUCUUUGUCAACUAAACAAGGACGUUCAAGGAGAAAAGUAGACAGGAGUAUUAGAGAAAAGGGAUCAACAGAGGCAACGUCAGACAGCAAAGAAGAUAUCACUACUGGCAUAUUGCUGGACCAAGAAGAAAAUGUAUCAAAAGGCUCUAUUGUGACCCCUAUGAAGAAAGGGACAGACCAAGAAAAGGAGACUUCCUCAUCGAUUAAACAAGGACGCCCAAGGAGAAAAGUAGACAGGAGUAUUAGAGAAAAGGGGGUAACAGAGGAAUCGUCAGAUAAUAAAAAAGAUCUUGCUUUAGGUAAAUUCACAAAAAAUGAUUUGCCCUCAUUGGAAUCACCUGCAGAAGAGGAACCAACUACUAAAAUUAAUGAAAACAAGAAAAGGGGAGGAAGAAAUGUAUCCAUUCCAUCAAAAGCAAGUGAUUAUAAGAGAAGAACAAGAUCAACAUCACAAUGCAACAAUGAAAACUUUGUUGCUACUAACAAAGAACUUGAAAGUACUGGUAGGAAAGAUAUAAUUUUAAAUGAGCAGGUUGAAGUUUCUGAACCUUCUAAGUUACCCUCUGGUGGUUUAAAUGCUUCUGCAACUCAGUCAUUUGAUAUAAUUAGUGAUAGGAAGAUGGAGUGCAUUACAAAUUCUUUGAAAGAGCCACUUAGGGUCAUUUUGGAAGACUGUGGUUCACUGGUUAUCACUAAAGGUAGGGAAAGUCAACAUGGUGGUUUAAAAACUGUUGAAGAGGUAAAAACUACAAAUACUAACAAAGAUUCUGACACAAAUGAUGAUCAACAUGCUAUAAUUUUGGAAGAUUCAACUACACCAAUGGUACCAUUGGAUCCAAUUCAAAGUAGCAAUCCGAAGAAACCAUUUGUCACAAAAGGUGGAGAGAGUCAACCUGAUUAUAAAGAAAUUCUUAAAGAGGUAAAAACUGCAAAUGUUAGCAAAGAUUGUGACAUCAACAACAGUGAGUACACAAGAACUUUAUCAGAUGUAGAAAAGUCAGUUCAGAUUCAAGCUGGAACUGAUGAGCCACAUGAAAACUUGAAGCCAAACAAUAAUGAUUUGAGCACAUUGGGCCGUAGCUCCAAGGAAGGCUUUGAAGUGACAACCAAAGAUUCUUUAAAAAAAUUUGAAAAAAUUAAGAUUUUGAACAAGGAUAGAGUAAAGCAAGGGCUUUUGUUUAGCAAAAAAAGUUCAAAAGGCAAAAGUCUCUUAAAAUUAACUUCAGAUGCUUUUGAGUCUUUUCCUUUCAAAAUUACCAAAAAGGAUCUGCUAGAUACGAAUCUACCUGGAAAAUUCAUCACAAAAACGAAGAAAGAUUUUGUUGACAAGCUGGAACAUAUUCCAUUAACUUCUGGUGAAAAAGUUGAAAAUGUUCAAAAAGAGAAACAGUUCGCAUUGUCAUCAGAACUCGAUCCACAUAUUGACUUGAAUGAUCUGUAUUUUGACAUAAAAGGUAGCAAAACAGGUCCAGUACAAAGGAAAGCAUCAUACGCUGAAUGUGAAAAGAAGAAGGACAUUUUGAAGAAAAGUAAACUUGGCCCUGCCUUUGAGAAGCAAGAGAAAUCACAAGCAAGAAAAACAGCAACACAAGUAAUCAAGCAAAGAAGGAAGGAAAAGGAAGAAACAGCAGGGCCAGGAUGGUACAAUUUACCAAAAACAGAAAUGACAGAAGAAACAAAGAGAGAUAUGCAAGUUUUGAAAAUGAGACAUCUACUGAACCCAAAGAGAUUUUACAAGAGAGGAAUCAAUAAAUUCCCCAAGCACUUUCAGGUUGGUACUGUGCUUGAUGGGGCUGCUGACUUCUAUUCAUCACGUAUUCCAAAAAAGGCAAGGAAAAGAACAAUGGUAGACGAGUUACUGCAUGAUGCUGAAUUCAGAAGAAGAAACAAAAGGAAAUUCCUGGGGAUACAAAAGUCAAAAGAAAAUAGUAAAAGAAAGCACCACAAGCUUGGAAAAAAGAAAGGACAGAAAGCUUAGUAAUUUUGUUGAGAUAAAUGCAAAGAGCUCUCAAUGUAUUUUUUAUAUGUUUUUGGCAACACAACAGCGACAGCUUGCUUCUGAGGAAAA